GGUGCUGCACAAGCAGCCUCCGCUGCUCCUCUCCUCCGGGCUCGGCUCCUGGGGAUAACAAGGCACACCAUGUCCAGCCUGCUCCAUGUCCCUCCACCCCAGGGGCUGCUCCGACCCCUGGCUGUGCCAGAGAGGCUGCUGCUUGGGCCAGGGCCCAGCAACGUUCCCACCCGCGUCCUGGCAGCGAGUGGCCGGCAGCUCCUGGGCCACAUGCACCCCGAGGUGCUACAGGUGAUGGAUGAGAUCAAGGCAGGGAUCCAGUACGCCUUCCAGACGUGGAACCAGCUCACCCUGGCCAUCAGCGGCACCGGCCACUGCGCCAUGGAGGCUGCUCUCCUCAACCUGCUGGAGCACGGGGACAGCGCCCUGGUGGCCGUCAACGGCAUCUGGGGACAACGGGCUGCCGAGAUUGGCAGGAGGCUGGGAGCUGAUGUUCAUGAGCUGCUGAAGCCCCCGGGUGAGUACUUCACUCCAGAGGACAUUGAGGAGGGCCUGGCACAGCACAAGCCCUUGGUGCUCUUCAUCACCCAUGGCGAGUCCUCCACAGGGGUGCUGCAGCCACUGGAGGGGCUGGGCCAGCUGUGCCACCGGUAUGGCUGCCUGCUGCUUGUGGACGCAGUGGCAUCCCUUGGGGGAGCCCCCAUCUUCAUGGACCAGCAGGAGAUCGACGUCCUGUACACAGGGUCUCAGAAGGUCCUCAACGUGCCCCCUGGCAGUGCUCCCAUCUCCUUCAGCCAGCGAGCCAGGGAGAAGAUGCUGAGGAGGAAGAUGAAGCCCCAGUCCUUCUACCUGGACAUGGCCUGGCUAGCAAACUACUGGGGCUGUGAUGGGGAGCCACGAAGGUACCAUCACACGGCACCAAUCAACAGCCUCUUCAGCCUGCGGGAAGGCUUGUCCCUGCUGGCCGAGAUGGGUCUGGAGAGGUCAUGGGAGCGGCACCAAGAACACUGUGCCCAGCUGUGCCAGGGGCUGCGUGACCUGGGUCUUGAGCUCUUUGUGAAGGAGGAGAAGGCAAGACUUCCCACCAUUACCACUGUCAAGGUGCCUGAGGGCUAUGACUGGAAGGAGAUCACAGCCUUUCUCAUGGACACCUGUGCCAUCGAGAUUGCUGGGGGCCUGGGCCCCACAGCGGGCAAGGUCCUGCGCAUCGGCCUCAUGGGCUGCAACUCGACCAGGAGCAACGUGGAGCGUGUGCUGGGUGCCCUGCGGGAGGCCCUGGGGCGCUGCCACCGCAGCAGGAUGUGA
This is a messenger RNA of Chaetura pelagica (chimney swift), 1245 nucleotides long. It is a transcript of the gene AGXT, whose product is annotated as alanine-glyoxylate aminotransferase. NCBI's taxonomy places the organism in Eukaryota, Metazoa, Chordata, Aves, Apodiformes, Apodidae. Gene Ontology annotation, cellular component: peroxisome. The transcript is spliced from 11 exons. The record is from RefSeq and is a predicted model, not a curated record. Bases 70 to 1245 code for a protein of 391 amino acids. Gene Ontology annotation, molecular function: L-alanine:glyoxylate transaminase activity; L-serine:pyruvate transaminase activity.